AUGUUGAGGGCUGCAGUGGGAAAUGGUGAAUCUAUACGGUUUCGGAUUGAUGUUUGGUGUGGAGAGAUGGCAUUUAAAGAUAAAUUCCCCAAUCUGUUUAAAAUCAAAAUAAACAAAGUUGUUCUUGUUUCUGAGCGGCUGCAGUCUGUUAAGGAAGGGACGGUAUGCUGGAAAAUUAGAAGUGCUAAUAUGUCUCAAGUUCUACAGAAUGAAUUGGACAUAUGCAUAAGUUUUUUAGCUGAGGUUCUGAUCGUUGAUUCGCAAGACAAAUGGGUCUGGUCAGAUGAUGACUCAGACAUGUUUUCGGUGAUUUCAGCAAAGAAGUGGUUGCAGCAGGAGACGAGUAACAGUGCAGUGGGCAGGUUAGAAUGGUGUAAGUGGAUCCCGGCAAAGGUCAAUAUUUUUGUUUGGAGGGCUAAGAUGGAUAGGAUUGCUACCAUUUCGGCGUUGGAAAGAAGGAACAUUAUGAUCCCUUCACGGGGUUGUGUGUUUUGUGAAUAUAGUCCGGAGACGACAGAUCAUUUGUUUUCGGGUUGUUUCUUUUCGAAUGGUAUUUGGUUGGCUAUAGAAUCAUGGUGCCGAAUUCCAAAUGUUUUUGCUUUUUCCAUCCGUGAUUUAGUCAAUCUUCAUAAUUCGGUUGGAUUCAAGGGUAUCAAGAAAGUGGCGUUUCAAGGUAUUAUAUAUAUAGCUUUGUGGAGUAUUUGGCGAGCUAGAAAUGACCGGGUUUUUGCGGAUAAACGCCUAAAGGUUAUGGAAGUGAUGGCCGAGAUAAAAUCGUUGAGUUUUCUUUGGUUUCGAUGUAGAUACAAUACAAUAAGGAUACUAUUGAGUGGAAAUCUUGGUGUAACUUUGAUAUGA
This is a messenger RNA of Helianthus annuus (common sunflower), 858 nucleotides long. RefSeq lists its product as uncharacterized. The coding region runs from base 1 to 858 and encodes 285 amino acids. The record is from RefSeq and is a predicted model, not a curated record. Lineage: Eukaryota; Viridiplantae; Streptophyta; Magnoliopsida; Asterales; Asteraceae. The transcript has a single exon.